Trypanosoma theileri is the source of this 1689-nucleotide messenger RNA. RefSeq lists its product as uncharacterized. Bases 1 to 1689 code for a protein of 562 amino acids. The record is from RefSeq and is a predicted model, not a curated record. The transcript has a single exon. NCBI's taxonomy places the organism in Eukaryota, Euglenozoa, Kinetoplastea, Trypanosomatida, Trypanosomatidae.
AUGGCUGAGUCUGUGUCGAGCGGUGUGACCAGCUUUGAGGUGGACGACACCUUUCAUCUUAUCGACACGGAAACGGGCAACACGUGGAUGCACCAACGCGAUGGGGAACUCAGCGGAGUCUCGGAAGUCCCGCCGAGUAGAGUGCGGCCGGCGUUAAGUGUGAGUGAUGGGAAAAAGGCAGAGACGGCAUCCCCGCAUUCGGCUGCGGGAACCCCAGUGAGUGCGGGAACACGGUCAUCAUGGAGUUUGGCAGGGAAUUCACCUGCGCAGCCAAUUCUUCACGCAGAAGAAGAAGAAAAAGAAAAGGAAGAAGAAGAACAACAACAACAACAACAACUAAAUCAAUUCUCGUCUUCAACACGGUCUAAUAUGAAUGAGGUACCGUUUUCAUUGAUAUCUAAUGGUAAACGGGAGGCAGAUUCCUUAUCACCAUCACAUGUUCAGGAAGUGUGUCCACUUUCUAUGAAAGAGUCUGCAAGCACAUUCUACAGGUUAACCGCAUCUGCACCAGAGGAUGAUAUCACUCUUGUAUCGACAGAGCAACCAGUUCAGACAGAUCACAGUAUUAAACAACAGGAAAGCGACACUGAACAAAAUGUGACAUCACCGGAAGGCACUUCAGUGAAGUCAAGAAUGGAAUCCCCUGUUGUUGGAGUUCAAGAUGAUGAGAAAAACUCAAAGAUACAUCCGUCAUUUACAAAUAGGAUGCUUGCGGAGAAUGCAAUCCUUCGCUCGCAGCUGGAAGAAGCAGAUCAUAAUAGUGCACGGUAUAUACUCCUUCAGGAGAAGACUGCUGAGGAAUUAAGUAAUACACAUAAAGCGUUGGUAUUUUUCUACAAAGAGGCAGAGAAUACCAAUUGCUCUAAUGAAAAAUUGUGUUAUCAGAACCAACCGGAUCAAGGGAUUUGGCCGGGAUCCUUCUUAAAUAUGCUUUUCCCUGGACAAUUCGUGGAGCGUUUUCUGCCGAGAUGUUCUUCUCAGCCUUCUGAACAGCAUUUCAGCGGUAUGGAUCCGUCAGUUGAAGAGAACCACACAUCUGCGGAGUGGAUACGUAAUUUUCAUUUUGCCAAAUGGUACGCCCGCCAUGGCCGUGGAAGAGAGGCGAUGGAGAAUUUAUUGCUUGCCAUUACAUCUGAAGACUUUGUUGCCUGGCACACACUUCUUGUGAUGGAUGAGGAAUGGAACCGUUUAACGGGGGAGGAGCGGCAACAGUGGGAUUCACUUGUGGCGGCUAAAGUGACGGAAGUACUGCGAAGGGGCGGAAAUGGAUAUGUACAACAACAACAACAACAACAACAAGAAAAAAAACAGAGUGAAGGGAAAGAGUAUUCGUCUACACCUCAAUUGGCAUCGCUUCAGCCAAUCGUACUUGUGCCGUUUAUUAGACGAAUGAGUUUACGUUACGCAGAGGAAAAGAAACGAUAUAAAGAAUUGGUACAAAAUAUAAGAGUGACAAGGAUUUCACCUCUUGAAGAGUGGGAGGAGCCCCCGGCAUCUCAUAAAUUCUUUGCUACAGUAAUAGAAGAUCUUCUUCUUGCUUCCCUUGGCACCUUUCCUGAGAAUGUGGAGUUGUUGUACUUGAUGGCUUCUUUCCGUGGUCUCCAAAAACGUACAGAGGAAUCGACAGAACUACUGAAACAUGUACUUUCCAUAGACCCGUCGUAUUUGCUGAAACCAUUUUCUGUGUAG